CAAUUUUGUAAGGAAAGCUGAGUUAGCUUGCCUAGCCGAUCUUAUACCAAUGCCUCCUUGGUUUCUUGGUUGCUGUAGCUUGUCCCAAGAAAUAAGGUGAAUUUUUCGUUUCUCCUCUGUACUGCCCCAAAUAAAAUCCCUCGACCGUUUGUCUAUAUCAUCACAAACUGUCCUAGAAAUUUUGGCCGUUUGCAUUGCAUAUGUCGCCAUUGUUGAAAUUGUAGACUUGGCUAAGAAAGUGAAUCCGAUAAGCCCGAGGUAGCCUCCCGCUUCCGCUAGAUUAAGGUAUCAUCUUCUUCUUUUGGAAUCCUUCAAAACCCAACAUUUACAUCUUAUUUUUGCUAAUUACUCCGUAUCAAAUAAAAUCUGCAACAAUUUUAAUUUUUGAAUUUCCUUUUGGUGACAGAAUGCUCAAAUACUUAAAUUUUUGUAUUUCAAUAUUAACAAUUGAUUGACAUGUUAAUUGAAUGUUUUUUUUUUGUCGAUGUUGCUGCUGCUGUGACUAUAAUUGCCUAACUUGUGAUUUCUGGUUCAUUUUAGACAAUUGAUUCACACUAUUUGGUUGCUUUUAAAUUCAAUUAAUUAUUGGAAUGUUUGAAUUUGUGUUUCUAGCAAUCUGUUGAGCAUGUUUGUUCUUAUUUGGAUUUUAUAGCUUAGUCGGAUACAUGGCCAGUUGGUGUUCAUUACCCGUCGAUAUCCUUGGAGAAAUAUUAUUGAAACUAGAUUCUGCCCAUGAUUUAAUCUGCUUUUCUGCAGUUUGUAGUCCAUGGUAUUCUGUGUUUUCUAUGUUUAAGACGAAGUGGGUUAGUAGAAUGCCAUUGUUGAUGCUACCCGAGAACACGAAAGAUAACCCUAAUUUCUUUAGGAAACUAUUUUGUCCAAAUAACCAAAAAUGUUACCAAUUGAAGCUACCUCAAACUUUUGGAGCUUGAUGUUGGGGUUCCUCAUGUGGUACUCUUGAUCUCAACCUAGAUUUAUAUAUGUUUAAUCCGCUAACCGGAGUACGGAUUCGCCUACCUCCACAUCCAACCAUGCCAACCAAACAUGAAGAUAAAGACGACCCUCAUUUUUUACGAUUUCGUUUGUUGGAUAAGGUGAUUGUUUAUGAAGCUGAUAAUGACUACAAUUCUAUUGUGAUAGCAACACCCUGUAAUUUAUUGGAUUAUGUAGCUUAUGCAAAGCCUGGUGACCAAGCAUGGACUACACUUGUUAGUUCUCCAAAUUUAAUAGGAUUAGUAGAAGAUGUUGUGCGUUGGGGUUCAAAAAUGUUGUUCUUGUAUGUGAGAGGAGUUGUGGGAUAUUGUGACAUUAGUGCAAUUCAAAACUCAGAGCCUACAACGAUAAUGGAAUAUCUACCUUCACCCUAUGCUUUGAUGAAUCAUGUAAAACGACAUUGUUUUUACUUGUUGGAGUCAUUUGGUGAUCUUCUAAUGGUCUUCCGAUGCAAAAAGGAAGUUCUUUAUGAAAAUCGUAGACAUAAUCAAGAUAUUUUUUAUCUAACAACACAUUUUAAGGUAUACAAACUCAACUUAAGCACCAGAAACUGGAAGGAAGUGAAUGAGUUGGGUAGUGUUGCAUUAUUUGUGGGGAAUGAUACUUCAAUGUCUGUUUGUGCACCAGAGAUUAGUAAUUGCAAAAGUAAUUCUAUCUAUUUUACCUAUGACGAAUGGGAUUUCCGGGAUGCGGCCACCCUUAAAGGAGGACAUGAUAUGGGGCUUUUCAACAUGACAAACAAGGAGUUGGAAACAGUUUAUGAUGGUGGUGAUAUAAGUUCUGAUUUAUCCACUGCUUUAUGGUUUAUGCCUAAGUUUUAGCUUAUGCUUUUUUAUUUGAAUUGUAUCAUUUGACUGAAUCAUCCAUAAGUUUACUGCAUAACAGCAUGUAGUGACUCAUAGUCUGCAACUGGUAUGCUAUACCUUCUCUGUUUUGUGUCUACGGACCUACGGGGAAAUGGUGUGGUUAGUCUUUGUGAGUUUGUGUUACCUGGUCUGGUAUGGUUUUGCUACACUGGUUGUUUCAGAUAUAUUUGCGCGUGUUUAUCUUGCUAAUUAAUAGUCACCUCAUACGUAUAUAAACACCAAUGAGAAAACAGAGCUUUCGUCGAAUAGGUCUUGUCAAUUAUCCUAGUAUAGAUGAUUUGUGCACCAGUAUGUUCAACCUUAUUAUAGUCGUACACUAAGUUAUGUACAAAGUACACUACUAGGAACAAACUUUGGUGAGCCAAAGAUUAAUGUAGAAAAUUGGAUUUCCAAUGUUAUCUAGCUAAUGCAAGGAUUAGUCACACUGAAUGGAUUAGCAAUACCGUAAAGUGACACAUACACUCCUUUAGGACGAGUAUCAGGGAGUUCUGAUAGCGGUUCAUCUGGAUUCGUCAAAAUCAUUACCACCUUUCUCAUAGUAGGUCUCAAGUUUGAAUCCAAAUGCAAGCAUGCAAGAGCCACACGUAAAAUCCUUAUAGCUUCUUCAUUGUCAAAAACCCCAUCUAGCACAGGAUCCACACACUCCACCAAAGUAUCCUUUUCAUGCAUAUCCCAUGCAUAGUCUACUAAGCAGGUUUCCCCUAUGAGGUUGUUAACCGCCCUCUUUCCAGACACCACCUCCAACGCCACCACUCCGAAGCUAUAGACAUCCGACUCAGGUGUUGCCUUGCCUGUGUAAAUCAACUCGGGGGCCAUGUACCCUAGUGUUCCGGCGAGUAUUGUGGUGACUCCUGCCGUGUUCUUAAGCAAUCUAGCAAGCCCAAAAUCACCUAGAUGGGGAUUGAAUUCGGCGUCUAACAUGAUAUUGCUAGGCUUAACAUCUCUAUGAACCACAGGGUCACCACAUUCUUCAUGAAGGUACAAUAGUGCCGAUGCCAAACCAUUUAGUAUUUUGCACCUGGUUUUCCAAUCUAGGAAGUUUUGUCCUGUAAGAUAUUCAUUAAGGCUCUUAUUGGCCAUGAAAUCGUAUAUGAGAAGAAGAUGUUCAUUCUCAUGACUCCAACCUUGGAGUUGCAAUAUAUUCUUGUGUCUUAGGCGCCCAAUGGUACAUAUUUCUGCCAAAUAUUCCCUCUCACCUGGUUAACACAUGGGAAAAUAGAUUAUUACUCCUCAUCAAAUCUACUUUUUAUUGGAUUUUUUAGGGUGUUUGGGAACUCUUUUUAGCUUGUUUGGUAAUUUAAAUGGAAAAGUGAGGAAAACGAAAAGUGUGAAAAUCAACUAGUUAUAUUUUAUCUGUUUUAUUUUCCACACUUUUCCCUUCAAACGUAAUGGAAAAACUGUGGAAAUAUGUGGAAAACAAAAUCAAAGAAGUGAAAAAUAUGUGAUAUUUUAAUUUCCACAGUUUUCUGUAAUAAUUAGCCAAACAAAUUAAAAAUUAAAAAUUUCUACAUAUUUCUUUAGAUUUCUUCAGAUUUCCAUAAUUUUACUUUUCCUCACAUUUCCAUGUUAACUUGGUUCCCAAACACAAUGUUAAACAAGCAUUAAAUCAUCAAAAAAAAAAACAA
Spinacia oleracea (spinach) is the source of this 3484-nucleotide messenger RNA. Its product is annotated as F-box protein SKIP23-like. The transcript has 2 exons. The coding region runs from base 981 to 1814 and encodes 277 amino acids. NCBI's taxonomy places the organism in Eukaryota, Viridiplantae, Streptophyta, Magnoliopsida, Caryophyllales, Amaranthaceae. The record is from RefSeq and is a predicted model, not a curated record.